Messenger RNA from Alternaria incomplexa, 2424 nucleotides. RefSeq lists its product as uncharacterized. The transcript has 7 exons. Lineage: Eukaryota; Fungi; Ascomycota; Dothideomycetes; Pleosporales; Pleosporaceae. Bases 1 to 2424 code for a protein of 807 amino acids. The record is from RefSeq and is a predicted model, not a curated record.
AUGUCCGCUAUCGGCCACGGUGCUCCAAAUGACGAACCUGCCCCUGUGGACGGAGCUCACAACAUUGAGGAUGCUUCUCGUCAUGUACACUCGCCUACUUUGGGCGAGGGCGAUACAGUCGUAGGCGACCACACGCGACAACAACCGGCCUCUGUACCCUUCACAAAUGUCGCCCAAUCCCCGGCACAACGGGUUCCUCGUUCCACCGACGCAGAGAGUGCAUCUGAGCUCACUCAAGCUGCAUCAAAGGAUUCAAAACAGGCGGUCAAUCUGGAGAGCAGGCUUACAAUAAGGAACGCAGAGAAGUGGCAUGAAGCACUCAAGACCCUCAAGGACAAGCAUGAGCAUGAAUACGACUACAUAGAUCUUGUGCUUCGAGAAACGCAAGGGCUUCACAGCACAGCCAUCGAUCGGACUCUUCCCGAAUAUAUCCAGCAAGACCCUAAAUCCAAUGACAUCGUUCGCCGAGCCAAACGAUGGUUGCCUACCAUGGCCAGUGUCAGGAGCGUUGUCAUGCCAAUCGCAGCCCUAGAUCCAUAUAAAAUCGCGCCCAUUAUCUGUGCCGGCUUCUUCGCUAUUGCUGAGAUUGCGACCAACGGACCGAACGCGGAGUACAGAUCCAAAGCUCUGGACGCAUACUUUGCAGUUGGCAAUGCUAUCAAUAACGGGUUAUCCUUCGAAGCGAUGUCUGCCAUGGGGCCUGAGGAACAGGAGCUGAAGAAUCAGCUCCCUGAUAUCUACAUCAUGGCUUUGCGGCUUAUGUGUAGCGUUCAACUCGCGUUAGACAAGUUAUCGGACAAAUCGAAGUGGAGUCAGAUGAAACAAAAGGCCGUUGCCCUGAUGAAGAAUGAUCCCGAUGCGUGGGCUGAGCAAGUCAAAGACCUCAAGCAACGGGGAGAGAAUCUAAGUGGAGCGAGAAAGCGUAUCAACGAGAGAGAGGCCGCGGAAUCGAAAGUCGCCGCUGCACUCAGAUGGAUGAGAAGCAGUACUGAUCCAGAGGCUACGCCAAGCAACAUCGAACGGGAAAUAACGUCGGACGGUCGAUCCAAGAAUUACGCGCAGUGGUUUCUGGACUCGAAUGAAUACGAGGCUUGGCAUCGGAUAUUGCUAAGCCUGCAAGCGUUCGAGAGUACACAGGGCCCAAACGAGCCUGUGCGCGUCAUCCCUUAUUUCUGCUCUGCCCAGGGUGCCUUACGGUCUGGUCUCGAGACAAUCAUACGGUCACUUACCUGGAAAUUGUCCUGGCGACUAGACAGUACUUUGGCUCCAUCUGCGUACGAUUUCCAUGACAAGAAAACUACGGGACCUGAGAUGCCCGUACCUAUCGAAGAAUGGCAAGCUCUUUUUGCUAGGCUUAUAGGUGAUUGUGAUAAGUUGACUAGGAUAGCAAUCCUUGUGGAUGGUCUCGAUGCAUUGGACGAAACGGAAGGCAGUGACCUCUUCCUUGACUACAUGAAGUCCAUCAUCGAAAAACAUGGGAACGUAUUUCUCGUUUUCUCAUCCCACCAACACGUGCUGGUAGACAACCGAUUUGCUCCACCAGAUCUUGUGGAGUUCAAAGUGACACCAGAAGACACAAUGAAAGACCUCGAAGCUUUCGUUGACACCGAAAUCAACUAUGGAGCUGCAGACUCUGGCGCAAUGCCAGUAAAUGGCAGGAAUCAAGAUAACUUGGCAAAGACCCGGCGCGUCUCGAUAUUCUUUCGACCUGGGCAGGAACAACGUCGCAAGGACAUGAGAAACCUAUUGUUGACCGGAGCCAGAGGAAUGUUCGUGUGGGUCAAGAUCUGGCUUCAGAUUCUGUUCCCUAGAAAUCAUCCACAAAAGCUCGUGUUGACCGAAGAGCAUGCUGAAAAGCUUCUUGACCAAUUGAGAGGCUCGGGAAGCCAAGAACAAGCUGAACAACUUCAGACUGCAUACCAACGCCUCUGGACUUUGAGCGAGUAUGAUUCCUAUCAAAAGACUAGGCUGAACCUCUUUCGCUUCGUUCUUUGCUGGGCAGAGAGACUGUCGGUCGCACGUCUCACCAGGAUCCUGAGACUGAAGUUAUACGAAGAAGGCCCAGACAAUGCGAGCCUUUCUCAACAAGACGUGCGCGACCUAGGCGCCGACUUCCUGACCUUCGAUCACAAGGACAAGAUAAACUUCGCUCACGACUCUGCGAGAGCAUUCGUUUCUCAAAAAAUCAACGAAGGAGGGGAUUUAUCGGUUCUCAACCGGAAGAGUCAUUGUCGGGUGUUGAAACUGUUUAGUAUUGUCUUGUCUUCACCCGACAGUUCCGACCGCUUUGUUGCAUAUCUUGCGAUAUACUUUUUCGAGUUUCUCGCACAUCAUUGCGAACGAUCUAUCGAGGAUGCUCUCAGCUACGACAAAGAAUGGGAGAGGCUCUUUGACCAGGUGCUCCUCUUACACCCGCAGGUUUAA